GGCGGCGGCUGCAGCAGGAGCGAGAGCCAUGGAGCCCGGGCUGCAACGCGCCAGGUCGAGCACGGAGCUGCGGAAGGAGAAGUCCCGGGAUGCGGCCCGGAGCCGGCGGAGCCAGGAGACGGAGGUGCUGUAUCAGCUGGCGCACACUCUGCCCUUCGCCCGUGGGGUCAGCGCCCACCUGGACAAGGCAUCCAUCAUGCGCCUCACCAUCAGUUACCUACGCAUGCACCGCCUCUGUGCUGCCGGGGAGUGGAGCGCAACGCCGGGGGGUGGGAGUCCCGAGGAGCCCCUGGACGCCUGCUACUUGAAGGCUCUCGACGGCUUUGUCAUGGUGCUGACCGCGGAGGGUGACAUGGUCUACCUGUCCGAGAACGUCAGCAAGCACCUGGGACUCAGCCAGCUGGAGUUGAUUGGACACAGCGUCUUUGACUUUGUCCACCCAUGUGACCAGGAGGAGCUGCAGGAUGUGCUGGCCCCCCGCCAUGGUCUGUCGAAGAAGAAGAAGGAGGGGACGACGAUGACGGCGUCGGGGUCGUUGGCCACGGAGCGCAGCUUCUCCCUGCGGAUGAAGAGCACCCUGACCAGCAGAGGACGCACCCUCAACCUGAAGGCCGCCACCUGGAAGGUGCUGCACUGCACGGGCCACAUGCGGGCGUACCGGCCCCCCCGGACCCAGGGCCCGAGGGGGGGGGCCCCCGGGGAGCCCCCACUGCGCUGCCUGGUGCUGAUCUGCGAGGCCAUCCCCCACCCCGGCGCCCUGGAGCCCCCACUGGGCCGUGGGGCCUUCCUCUCCCGCCACAGCCUCGACAUGAAAUUCACCUUCUGCGACGAGAGGAUUGUGGAAGUGGCGGGGUACACACCGGACGAUCUCAUUGGCUGUUCGGCCUUUGAAUACAUCCACGCUCUUGACUCGGAUGCGGUCAGCAAGACCAUUCACACUUUGCUGAGCAAGGGUCAGGCGGUAACCGGCCAGUACCGCUUCCUGGCCCGCAACGGGGGCUACCUAUGGACCCAGACCCAGGCCACGGUCAUCUCCGGGGGCCGCGGAGGCCAGGCCGAGAGCAUCGUCUGCGUCCACUUCGUGCUCAGCCGAGUGGAGGAGACGGGGAUGGUGCUGUCGCUGGAGCAGACGGAGCAGCAGGGCCGGCGGCCCCCCCGGCCCCCCGAGCCCGGCCCCCACCCCGACAAGGCCCCCACGGACCCCGAAGGGCUCACCGCCCCCGGCCCGCGGCUGCUGGCCUUCCUGCGGCCCCCGGCCCGGAGCGAGGCGGAGCUGGCCGCCGACCCCCGCCGCUUCUGCAGCCCCGACCUGCGGCGCCUGCUGGCCCCCAUCCUGGACGGUGGGCUGGCCCACGCCCCGGCCGCGGGACCGCGGGAGCCCCCCCGGAGCCCACCCCCGGCCGACCUCCCGGAAGAGCUGUUCCUGGACCUGGAAGCCGUACACCGACUCUUCGCCGCGGACCGGGAGCUGGAGGCCGGGGAGACGGCACUGGACGUGGCCCAGGCCCCCGAGGCGCUCGACCUGGAGAUGCUGGCCCCCUACAUCUCCAUGGACGAUGACUUCCAGCUGAGCUCCGGCGAGCAGGCCCGCCGGCCACCCCCGCGCCGGGCCGCCCUUCCCCGGCCCCGAGCCCGCAGCUUCCACGGGGAGUCCCCCCGCCCCCCAGCGCCACCCACCCUGCCACGCUGGGACAGCCACCCCCGCCUCAGCCGGCCCCCCAAGGAGGGGUGUGACCCAGGGGAGUCCCCCGGAGCCUGCACCGCCCCCCGAUCCGGGGCUCGGAAGAGGGGGCUGCUCGCAAAUGCAGCAGAAGAUGGGGUGGGAACCGCAUCCCUGGGGGCGAAGCCCCCCAAGCGGCCCCCCAGCCUGGAUCCUGACCACUUCCUGUUGCCACCGCUUGGCCUGAGCUUCUUGCUGGUGGGGCAGCCGGCCUCCGGGACCCCGCCCAGCCCCGGCCCCCAGAUCCUGGGCCUAGAGGAGUCCGAGGCCUCGGGUUUGGACGCGGCCGUGGAGCUGGUGGACUUGUACGAGGACGGAGGUGCCGGCCAGGGCGGGGGGCACUUCCAGCCGGGGGAGGUGCUGCUGUAGGCCGCGGGGCCGGGCCGGGCCGGCCGACAUCCCCGGCCCGCUCCACCGCCCCACCCCCGUUCAGCCACACUCCAGACCCGGGUCUCUCUAACGACGCACAGGGGUCUCGCCACCCCCACCCCAGCCGGGUCCCCGGGGCUCUGACAUCACUCCGCGGCCCCCCGACCUCACUGAUGCCCCGUCCCGCCCCCCUUCUCAGGGGCCCGGCCCCCAGCCCUCCAUGGUGCUCUAGCUCCGCGAUUACCUCAAUUUGUAGGGUUCGUCUUUAUUAGGGGGGGAGGGGGGAGGGGAGUUUUUAACCCGUCUGAGCUCGGGGGACUCCGUUCGGACGAUCCCUUGGUCUCUGCUUUUCUGUUGGGACACUGGUGGGUUUUUACUAUUUGUUUCCUGGGAACAGGCUCGAGCCGCCCUCCCGCCUGUCGGCCUCCCUGGCUCCGGCCGCUGGUUCCCGCCGCCUGCCCCCUCCCUGGGACCCCCCCGUUCCCCCCACUGAGAUCCCUCCCCCAGCAGCCGUUCCAGCCGCUCGGUGAUCACACGCACAGCCCUGCCUCCUGCAGCCGGGGGCGGAGGGACAGACGCACACACAAACCUCCCCCUUCCCUCCGCCCCAUCUCUCCGCCGGGCAAGUGACCUGUUUCCAUGACAAUGGGGCCCGGGGAGCCACGUGGCACCGCGACCAGGACCGCCCCACCCCCUCCCAGCCUCGAUUCACCCCCUUUCGGGCCUCCCCCCACCGGCCCAUCCCGGGUUGGGGGGGACACAAAAGCCCACAUGGUGCUAUGGGGGAGUCUGCGGGGAGGGCCGGUGGUUCCUGUCUGCCCUUGGUUGAGGGAGGGGGGUCUGGGCCCCUGGGGGACUCUGUACCCCCUGACCUCACCCCGCUGCCAUAAAAUGAGCGGUCGAGCCAAGCCCCCCCCCGGACCUGUUGACCAAGAGCAGUUUAUAGUGUCGUUCUGGGCAACUUGGGAGGGGGGUGGGCUUUUGUCUCCAGCAUGUGCAUGUGUGGGAAUGUAAUAACAGUAAUAAUAAUAAUAACGGUAUUUGUUCAUAA
Molecule: messenger RNA, 3140 nt
Organism: Ornithorhynchus anatinus (platypus)
Lineage: Eukaryota; Metazoa; Chordata; Mammalia; Monotremata; Ornithorhynchidae
Gene: HIF3A
Product: hypoxia inducible factor 3 subunit alpha
Biological process (GO): cellular response to hypoxia; regulation of transcription by RNA polymerase II
Cellular component (GO): transcription regulator complex; nucleus; cytoplasm
Molecular function (GO): DNA-binding transcription factor activity, RNA polymerase II-specific; RNA polymerase II transcription regulatory region sequence-specific DNA binding; protein dimerization activity
Source: RefSeq, a predicted model, not a curated record